Molecule: messenger RNA, 2824 nt
Organism: Strongylocentrotus purpuratus (purple sea urchin)
Lineage: Eukaryota; Metazoa; Echinodermata; Echinoidea; Camarodonta; Strongylocentrotidae
Product: solute carrier family 43 member 3-like
Exons: 10
Coding region: 425-2083 (552 amino acids)
Biological process (GO): transmembrane transport
Molecular function (GO): transmembrane transporter activity
Source: RefSeq, a predicted model, not a curated record
GAAAUUAUAGAGGGAAGAAGAAGAAUGUGAAGGAGAUUGAGGAGGGAAUAACAAAACAAAAAACAUGUGAGCAGCGCUAUCAUUUACGCAGAGAGAAGCGUUUCUCGAUCCACCUCUUUGUUUAUACCUCAUCCAUAAUAGCUUGAGUUGGAAGAUGAGCAACGUCGUCGCAAUUUGCAUUUGCUUGAAAUCACAUCAUCUUUAAGUCCUACUACUAUGGGGACGUGAUCAGGAUAAACGAUAAUCCAACAUUGCCAUGCUUAUAACGUUGAUGAGAAAGCAGUUCAUGAAGAACAUUGGCGGAUCCUAGGGCUUAAUUAUACAGCAACUGUAAGGCAGGUCUGACUCUCUUCGCAGCAGAUCAUGGUAGCUGCCGCUGAUGGUGAUCAUUCACGAGAUCGUUGGGUUAUAAGGGGACGUCAACAUGGUGGCUGUCAAUGCUCGUGAUCGUCCACGUUCGUUGACGACCGUCUUCAAAAUCGAACGGUUCAUCGCCCUCGUCUUCGCCGGCCUCGAGAUCAUAAUCCACGCUGGGGCCAUCUGGGGUUGGCCUUCCUACGUCUACGUUCUCAAGCAGGAUGGAUUCUUCGGUGACCUGUGCCACACUAACAAUGAUCCCGCAGGGUAUUCGCAGAACUCUUCUCUGGAGAAAUCAAUUGUAACUGUCAUUGAUAUUGAUUUACCAUCGCCCUCCGGUGUACCGCAGGGCGUGGGUUGCUAUGACCAAGAUGCCAUGAUACAACUGGUUUUCACAGUUUCCAUGGGAACGAAUCUUGUCUGCUCCUGCUGGCUAUCGAACAUCAUCGACAGAUUUGGAAUACGGUUUGCAAGAAUAUUCAUAUUCGUUGGCUGUUUAGUGAGUUAUAUUCUAUUUGCAGUAGCCACGCCUGAGACCGCGUACAUGUUAUUCCCAGCUAUGACUAUCUUGACGUCAUGCGGCACUUUACUACUCACUGUUAACUUACAGGUCGGUAAUCUUUUUGGUCGAGGUAAAGCUACCGUGAUGUCAUGGUUAAAUGGAUGCCUCAGUACAUCAGUCAUCGUAUUCUAUCUCGUUAAGGUCGCUCAUGAGUCGGGCAUACCAGCUCGAUACUCAUUUAUCUUCCUGGCCGGAUCAACCCUCUUGAUGCUCAUCAACACCAUCAUGAUGCCCAAGAAACGUAUCCCAUGGCCCCUCCCGGAAGGAUACCGGCUCUUGACUUCCCGGAAGGAGUCUCUGCCGUCAAACAAUGCGGAGGUCAGCCAAUCGCCAGAGUCGAAGCCCCUGAGAGACGACACCGAUCCAGGAGAUACUGACGUGAUCGAGAAAAGAUGCCCAGAGGAUGAGAUAAAGACUCACACACAUUUUAAUGAUAUCCAGGAGCUGGGAGAAACUCUAAAACGACAGAGGUACCCCAGCUUUCGAGUUUGUGUAUUCUCCCCUCUCUUCUGGUUGGUUGUCCUCUGGUUUGGCGCACUUCAACUCAACAUUAUAUUCUUUUUCGGUGCUUUUAAUUCUAUCAUCACAAGACUUGCAGGUGGUGAUUUGUCCAUUGUAAGUGGCUAUACGGAUGUGCUUCUGUUACUGCAAACCGUUACUGUGUUUUUAAGCCAACCCUUUGGUUUACUAAUGGAUCGCAACAAACUCAAAUUCUGUCGAAAACAAGGUACUAAACGCAGACUGUUUGACGACCUUAAAGAUGCAUGUCUCCCUCUUGCGUUGACAACCAUCGCAACCAUUGGUUAUUCGGCCUUUCUGGCGGUGCCUCAUCUACAUGUGCAAUAUGUGACCUUUACCCUUGUUUUGAUCGUCAUGUCCGUCUUAUGGGGGUACCUUUCAGCUACCACUGCUAUCAUAUUCCCGAUGAAGAUCUUUUCAACUCUUGCUGGGGCUUUUCGGUCGAUCGGAGGAAUCAUCAUUUUCCUGCAGUAUCCUCUUUUCCGGUUAAUACAGAACAGCCUACACAACGAUCCUUUCUAUGUGAUAAUGGGUCUGAUAGUUGCUGAUAUCACAACGUUCUCGCUUCCGAUCUACAUUUGGUACUUCGUCAAGAAAGAGGCUGACAUCGGCCGCAUAUCCGCCGUUAAACCUGUUAAUGUUUAGGUCUUGAAGAAGGUAAUCUCUUUUGCACAAUCCAUUAUUGUAUGGCCUCCAGAUGAUGAUGGCUUUGAUAAUUGCCUUCAUAACAACAAUUGCUCUUCCGAUCUCCAUUUUUGAUACUUAAUCUGGAAGCAGAUGAAUCCGCCGAUGAAUCCGCCGAUGAAUCCGCCGAUGAAUCCGCCGAUGAAUCCGCCGAUGAAUCCGCCGAUGAAUCCGUUAAUGUGUUUGGGCUGAAUCCUUUAAUGUGUUUGGUCUGGAGGACGUGCAUGUAUCGAAUUUGCAGUCCUUAAUGUAAUUGUAAGUUGGUUUUAAAUAGAGAGAGAGAGAGAGAGAGAGAGAGAAAGUGGGAUGCUUGAUGUUCCGAGCAGGUUGACUGUUUGUCAUUCCAAAAGCAGUCCUCUGUUACUCUAAUAUUUGUCCACAUAGUAUAAUUAAAAAAAAAAAAUAUUUAGAAAGCUCACAACUAGGUGUUUUUUCGUUUUCAGUAGGCAUCCGGGUGUCUUUAAGACGGCAAUUAUAAUGAAAGUGUUUGAAAUCAGGGAAACAUUUGUCUUCCUGCAUACCGGAAUAACUUACUGGACACGGGAACGCAUCUAUUGAGCUAUCCAGAGCCAUCGAUAUACAGAGUUUGGCCAACCCGGUGGUAUUUCAGCUUAAUAUUGCGGCGACUGCUUUGUUUGGCAAGCACAAUAUGAUAUGCGCCAUGUUGUGAGCAACUGAAACCAAGAUGGGCAAACUCUGUGU